This is a messenger RNA of Styela clava, 1676 nucleotides long. The record is from RefSeq and is a predicted model, not a curated record. NCBI's taxonomy places the organism in Eukaryota, Metazoa, Chordata, Ascidiacea, Stolidobranchia, Styelidae.
AACAAUUGUAUUUUGAAUUCAUUACAAACUUUGUUUCACAGUCAUGUCGUUUGAAGAGCUUUUAAUAAAUGAGGUGAAAUCUAGACCAUGUCUGUAUGACAUGAGUCGUCACGAUUAUCGUGAUGUUAAUAUCAAAUCCAACAAUUGGGCGGAGAUAGGAGCAUUGCUCCAUGUUACUGGACAGCAGGCAAGAGAGAAGUGGAAGGCGUUGCGAGACAGAUUCGUCAAGAUGAAAAAUAAAAAUGAAAGUACCAUGAAGUCAGGGGCACCCGGAGGCGUUUCAACGAAUAAAUGGCAUCUAUUUGAACACAUGACUUUUUUAGAUUCCUUCGUGCAGCAUCGAAAAACGUCCUCAAAUUUAGAACUUGUCACUCUAUCAGCUGUGGUAGAAGGGGAAGAAGUGUCUGGGUCAUCUUCUGUCGCACCGACACCAAAAAAAAGGAAGGAAGAAGUGAACAUGCGGAUUUUGAAAAUUCUUGAGGAGGAGAAGGAUGAUGAUCCAGACAAAUUCUUCCUUCUUUCACUUCUACCACAGCUGAAAAGACUGUCUCCUGAGCGUGCUUCAUCAACAAAGAUGAAAAUCAUGCAAUUACUCCAUGAGGCUGAAUUUGAGAAAUGAUUCAAAUUCAAUUUCCCACUUAAAAAUUAGAAAAUAAAUUCAAACGUUUUUUUAUCUUAAUUACAGUACAUUACUAAAUUUAAUUGACUCCGUACAAACUUGAGCAACCUUCUCUAAACAAGAACUCAAUUUUCUAAAAAAUUUUAAUGUUUUUUAUUGUUAGUUUACCUCAACCAUUUUAUUAUUUGUUCAGGCAGUAUGCUUUUUCAUUCUGGCUAUUUCUCAUUACAGCUUCAUGGAGUAUUUGCAUGAUUUUCAUCUUUCUGCUGCUGUUUAUUUUCUUUUAUCAAGCACAAAUUCUUUUUUCAAUUACGUUUAUUUUCAAAUAUUCUUUGAUGAAAAAUUUGGAUUAUUUUCCAAAUUGAUUACAGCUUGAAAUAUUUUAGUGUAGCGUGUCAAAUGUAAAAUCUCUCAUUCAGUAAUAUGUUUUUUCGAUGGUAACCACUAAGCUAGAUAAAAGGAACUUUUCAUGUCCUUCUGACUCUUUGAAAUUGCCAGGGGCAAGCUCCAUCAACCAUGAAAUAAUUUUUAAAGCUGUCGCGAACAGCCGCCGCCGCUACACUAUUUCUGCGACCUUGCCUUUGCAGGGGCAAAAAACUGUUAUCCUCUUGUACCCGCCAACUUCCUCUUGUUAUGUUUCCCUCCAGGUCUUCCCUAUCCACUUCACCUGCAUCUAUCAGUGUAUGGCGUCUUACAUAAUUAUGCAAACAACAUGCUGCCUUCACAACCAACUCUGCGUUUUGUGGCGACACACCCAUGGGCCUCCUAAAAACUCUCCACUUCGCACUCAUUAUACCGAAUGCAUUUUCUACUACUCGCCUUGCCCUGGAUAGCCUGUAGUUGAAAACUUUUUCAUCAAUUGGCAAAUUUCGCCCCGGGUAUGGUCUCAUCAGGUGCUUCUGUAGUGGGAAGGCUUCAUCCCCCACUAUCACAUAGGGAGCCUUUUUUGAGCUGUUAGUAAGUGUUGUUUCAUCCGGCAAAUUCAGGGCCCCUUCAUUCAUGAGCUUACCGAGAGCAGAGUGGGAGAAAACACUUCCAUCACUCUGCUUUCCGUAAG